Molecule: messenger RNA, 366 nt
Organism: Mixia osmundae IAM 14324
Lineage: Eukaryota; Fungi; Basidiomycota; Mixiomycetes; Mixiales; Mixiaceae
Exons: 2
Coding region: 1-366 (121 amino acids)
Source: RefSeq, a predicted model, not a curated record
AUGCGCGAAUUGUCAGGCUCUGCUCCUCAAGAAUAUUACAAUCGAUUCAACUCAACACGCAAGGACUUGGACUCGCCUGCGAGCCGAUACAGCUUGGCGAGAGUCGUCAGACGCAUCAAUCUGGAUCUCAGGGAUGACUCUCUUCCGAGGGAAGGUGAACGCAAGCCCGCACAGUUCCUGAACAUCUACCGAGAGUUGAAAGAGGGUUACACUGACACCCAUUCUCUCAAGGCGCUUGACACUCGAGUGUUCUUCAUGAUAGCACAUAAACUCAUCCUCUGCACGUCUGUUAAAUGGUUUGCUGAGGAGCCAGAGACAGCAGCAAUGCUCGAGUUCUUGGCCAACCGCGAGGGCCUCGUGUUGUAG